Molecule: messenger RNA, 4445 nt
Organism: Hypanus sabinus (Atlantic stingray)
Lineage: Eukaryota; Metazoa; Chordata; Chondrichthyes; Myliobatiformes; Dasyatidae
Gene: col8a1a
Product: collagen, type VIII, alpha 1a
Exons: 5
Coding region: 410-2644 (744 amino acids)
Molecular function (GO): protein binding
Source: RefSeq, a predicted model, not a curated record
GGCGCAAGUCCUGAAUUCAGUCUGCCCGGUCGAUUUCCCACCUCCCCGCGGCGAACGGCUCCUCCCAUUUACACAUAUAAGCCAAGCACGUUGCUGACGGGGGCCGCGUUAGAGCCUUUUCUCAGUCCGGUGCUGUAGUGAGCCAGUGAACAUCUGUCAUCUCAUCACGCGUAGCCCAAGAUCUACCAGCCUCUACCAGUAAAUCAGAAGACCAAAAUAUUUGAUCAAUUGGACCUAAAACAAAACUCCAUAAUUCAUCUCCAGCAGCACCAGAGGAGUGAAACCCAAAGGGUCAUAGGAAGGGCAAAUUGGAUCUGAAUUGCGGGAAAUCCUGGAAAUCUGAUCCUGUUCUUCCUGACACUGCUGGUAGUUAAAAGAGAGUGCUGCUGAUUGUAGCCCCUGUCAGAUCAUGGCUGUGCCUCUCCUCCCUCUACAGUUUCUGACAAUGACUGUCCAUUUGUUACUGGCUGGAACUGUUCAUGGGGGUGGUUACUAUCCAAUGAAGCAGGGUCCACAGCAGUUGCCACAAAUACAAGUCCCCCACAUGGUACAAGUUGGCAAAGAGGGACCUCAUAUGCAACACAUGGGCAAGGAGGUGCCACACUUGCCAGUGUAUGGAAAGGAUUUACCAUAUACCUCUCACUAUCGGAAAGAUGUUCCUCAAAUGCAUGUGUUUGGAAAGAAUGUGAUGCCUCAGAAGGAAGCAAAAGAACUGAUACCAACAUUCCCAAGUGCAAUGAAAGGUGAGAAAGGUCCAGCAGGAGAACCUGGUGCGAGAGGACCAAUAGGACCACCUGGGCCACCGGGAUUACCAGGCCGGGGUCUUCAAGGACCUACAGGAGCACCAGGUCUUCCUGGCCAACCAGGCCUUCCAAGUUUAGGGAAGCCUGGAAUGCCAGGAGUAGCAGGUAAACCAGGAAGAAUGGGAUUGCCAGGCCAGAAGGGUGAUAUGGGACCAAAGGGAGAGCAAGGACCUAUGGGACCACCAGGGCCACAAGGAGCACGAGGUCCUCCAGGUCUUCCUGGAUUAGGAAGGCCAGGUAGACCAGGAUUACCAGGAAAACCAGGACUAAAGGGAGAACCCGCACAGAGAGGAUUUCCAGGUAUUCCAGGUCCAACAGGACCUAAAGGACAACAAGGAAUUGGUGCACCUGGUUUGCCAGGAUUGAAGGGCCCACCAGGAUUACCUGGGCAACCAGGCCCUGCAGGACUUCCGGGUAUCUCAAAGCCAGGUUUAAAUGGUCUCCCUGGAGCUCCAGGAGCACCCGGUAAAACAGGACCCCAAGGUGAGCCAGGACCUCAAGGUUUUCCAGGACAACAGGGUGUUCAGGGACCACCUGGAAAGCCAGGUGUGGGAAAACCAGGUCUAGAUGGAAUUCCUGGUCAACAUGGAUUUCCAGGGAGUAAAGGUGAUAAAGGGCUCCCAGGUAUGCCAGGGCCGCCAGGUAUGCCAGGAAUAGCAAAACCAGGGUUUCCUGGACCUAAAGGUGAACGUGGUCACAGUGGACCACCAGGAAUGCAGGGACAAAAAGGCGAACCUGGAGCGGUUGGUUCUCCCGGAAUUCCUGGUCCACAAGGUGAACAGGGAUUACCUGGGCUCCCGGGACAAACUGGGCCAUCGGGUGGCUUGGGUUUCCCAGGACUGAAGGGAGAUCACGGGCCAACUGGCCCCCAAGGUCCUGAAGGCCCAAAGGGGGAACCUGGUCUGCAGGGAAUGCCAGGUGCACCAGGAUAUCCUGGUGCAGAAGGACAACCAGGGAUAAGAGGUUUGCCUGGACCAAUCGGGCCAAAAGGAGAGCAAGGGCACAUAGGUCCAACCGGUUUACCUGGACCACAAGGAGCACCAGGAUUAAAAGGAGAGCCUGGGUUUCAUGGAGAGAAGGGUAUCCAAGGCCCUGUCGGAAUACCAGGGAUUGCUGGUCCCGGUGGUCCAAUAGGCCCUCCAGGUCUUCCAGGACCAAAAGGUGACAGAGGAUUACCAGGACCUCCUGGGUUACCUGGUAUGGGAAAACCUGGAGUUCCCGGACACAUAGGACCAACUGGAAAGCCUGGCCCAGAAGGCCUUCAUGGGAUGACUGGGCCACCCGGCCCUCCCGGCCCUCCUGGCCCCCCCGGCCCACCAGCUGUUCAACCAGAAAUACAACAGUUUCAUCUUCCAGCAAUGGGUCCAGGAAUUGACGGUGUAAAGACGCCACAGGGAUACAUUGGUCAACCAAGUAAAAAAGGAAUGCCGAUGGGAAUUAAACCAGAAAUGCCUGCGUUUACGGCUAAACUUACAGUACCUUUUCCACCGGUAGGAUCUCCUGUCAAGUUUGAUAAAAUCCUGUACAACGGCAGGCAAAGUUACAAUCCACAAACUGGAGUUUUUACGUGUGAAAUACCGGGAAUUUAUUACUUUUCAUAUCACAUUCAUUGUAAAGGUGCUAAUGUAUGGGUAGCAUUAUAUAAAAAUAAUGAGCCACAGAUGUACACUUACGACGAAUACAAGAAAGGGAUUCUCGAUCAGGCUUCAGGGAGCUCAGUUCUUGAACUAACACACGGAGACAGAGUCUGGAUGCAACUCCCGUCUCAACAAGCAGCAGGACUUUAUUCAGGCCCUUACGUGCAUUCCUCAUUCUCGGGAUUUCUACUGUAUCCAAUGUAAAAAAAUGUACACAUGUAAAGCUUUUAAAAUACAAUCUUUGUUACCUUAUGGAAGCUACAUUUUUACCACAAAAAAGCAAUGCCUGAAGUUUGCUGAAUUGCUAACUGUCUUUCUUUCUUUACUGGAAGGCUACUGUUAGGUAUAUCCAAAGAAAGAGUAGACCAUGUCUGUUUUACAUGUUACAAUUGCACAUUAAGCAUUUGGAGACAAUAGUACUCCAAGAACCAGUGGUCAUCUCAAAAAAAAGUUUUCUUGUUCUGAAAGGUUCAUCAGAGUCCCAAGUGUUAGAUUCCAAGAACCUCCACAUUGGUCCAAUUGGACUAUAUUUCAAGAGAGCGUUGUCUUGCAUAAUUGAAGCUAAUUUUCCCAAAUCAAUACGAAAAUUAUAACAGCAGACAGUAUGCAAGUAUUAAACUCUGAAUGCAAAAUAAUUCAAUUGGUCAAUGUUGAAAUUGUGAUAACUUUUCAAAUUAAUAUAAGGGGUGCGCUUUGCAAUUGUUUAUAUUUUAUACCUAAGCCAGGUGUACUUGAAAGUGUUACUGGGUGCAACAUGGAAAGUGUUUAAUUUCCCAGAAACAAUCAUGCCUCUUUAUAAGAGAAAAUUUGCGAAAAUAAUUGCUUAAGGAAACAUGCUUAAACAAUGGAGCCAUCCUUGUCUGUGGACGAGGGACAGGAGUUCAAAGAUCAUUUCUAAUCAAUGAAAUAUGAUCAAUUGUGUAUAAUGUAUUGUGAUAUCUACUUCAUCUUGGGGAGAAUGGGGAAUUAAUAGGUGUUUAUCAGUUAACAAGAACUUACCAUAAAGAUUCAACAGCUCAGUUUAAAACAAUUAAAAUAAUCAGGAUGACUUGGAUGCUGAUGAAAAGCAAAUGAAUGAACAGUAGUUGAUGUAAAACAUCAAGUUGUUGACUGUUUUUUUUCCUGGACUGUGAAAAUAAAGGAUUAUGCAUAGUUUCCUAUAGCUUUAAACUUUCUGCUCUCUCACCCAUUAUUUUUCUAAAUGGAGAAUAAUGCUGGUAAUAUAUUUUGUAAAUGUACAGUUGGGCAACUUCAUACUUCUUUAUCUUAGCAGUCCAGAACCUGAAAGUGCAGAAAAAGUCACUUUGGCACAUUGUGUUAACUCAUUGCUAUACAAUGUCAAAUUAAUCAAAAAGCUCUUCUUGUAGUCUCCAUAGACUCGGUAUCUUUAAGUGUUUAUCCACUUUAGCCUCACUUCAGGGCCAGCUUUCUUGUCGCUAAGGGAACAUAAUAGUAUUACACCUUCAAAGUUGCCAAAAAGACACCAGCAUAGUAUGAGAAUGUUUCAUGUAAUGGGCUUGAUUCGACCAACUAUAUACAAAACAAAGUCCAGCAUUGGAUGCAUAAAACAAGCUAUACCUCCUUUUUUUAUUUCCAGCUACCUUUAAAUGAGUGAAAGAAAAACAUCAUACAGUCCUAUGAUCAAAAGUCAAAACGUUUUAUUCAUCUUUUCCUGAACCUAUCAUGAUAGUUGGGAUUGAAUAAUCAUAGCUUUGUUGUCAUUCUGCCACUAAUGCUAUUUUCUGCUCACCAAUCACAUUAUUUGGUUCUUUAUUGUCCAAAUUUAAGUAUGAGAAGAAGAGCUGCCUUAAUAUCUAAAUAAUGUGAAAAAUAUUCGUUCACUUUAAAUCCAAGCUCUACAACUCAUAAAUAUUUGUCAUUUCAUGUUGCUUAGAGUCACAUUCAAUUAAUUUUCCAUAAAAGCCAAGGAGUAGUUAAACAUUAAUAAAAUUCACAUAAACCACUUGUAAACUCUGGCAACUUGUCUUUUUUUUAUUUGCAUUCU